UAUAUGAUAUGGAAGAAGGGGUACAUUGAGGGAGAUAACACAAGCAAUACCUGCAUUCUCCAGCUCGUGGUAUCUACUGGGUUGCAUCAUAAGUGGAUAAAAUGCCAUGACUUCCAUGCAAUGGAGGGUUUAAGCUUCUCUAUGGGUUCAUUGGGGAUUUCCAAGACCGUUCUGCCCAUUCAAGGCUUCGGUGCAGCGGUUCUAGGGCUGAUGCUGUUGGUGACAAUGAUCACAGCAGGUUCACCUGCAGCAGUAGACUGGCCUUCGUUGGAUCCCACCAUGUUGGAAGAGUUUCAGGAAGAAGUACCAAGCUGGACUGAAUCACCCUCGGCCUUAUUAGUUUCACACACUGAUGCCUCUGAGCACCUAGAUGACACUACAACUACAGCUCUCCUUUCACCUGGUCCCCUACCACUUGAAUCACCUUCUAGGUCUAGUGACCCCCUCCCCAUUGGUCGAGACCCUCUGUCCACUCCCCCUUUUAGCUUUUCGGAGCCUGCGAUUGGCCUUCAGAAACACCCUGAAGGCCCAGCCCAACUCUCAAUGGACAUGAAGCUCUCUGGGCCUAUCUCAACCAUGGCAGCUACCUCUUCAACCCUUGUUACAGUACCACACCAGAAGCUUCUCGGACCACAGUCCAACAUAUCCACAACACCCUUGAACUUCUCUACAGCCACCAGUGGGACGACGUCUCCACAGUUUAUUGUCCCAAACUCUAAUGAAAGAGGUUCAGAUGAAUCUCCAUUAUUACCCCCCAGCAACCAGCAAGACCCAUCAAAACAGAGAACUCCUGCACUUAUGACAUCACUUCCUGUUGGACCCCUCAACCUGCCUAGACUGCCUAUUGACAAUCUGGUAGAUGUAGCAGCCCUAUCAGACCAAGCCAGCCAAGAGUCUAGACCUAAUCCAGAUGUGUCCCAGAGUUUAGGCGAUCUCUCGCUAGAUCCCAAACUGCCUCUUCAGCCCUCCAGUAUAUUAAUCGAUCUGGAUCACCUGCACCCCAACAGUGAGCUCAUGCAGAAGGAUGAUGCUGCCCAAGGUAUUUACAUGCUUCUGAAGCCAUCGCCUGAAAUGCAGCUGGCUCCCAGCUAUGUGCCUUUCCUGAGCCCACAGACCACGUCCUCCUCAGCCGAGCCCACCAUGGUCCCUACUGAGGACUUCUUCCCCACCAACACCAUGGAGGUGGACUGGGGCUCCGGAGACCACCCGGAGACCAUGUCCUAUAUGGGCUCGGAGGGCGACGACUUCUCCCUGGUCACCAACCUGCCCACAGACAUGUAUGACCUGGAGGACUCCAAUGCGGAACGCUACGACACCUCCUUCCCCUCCAGGGUCGGCGUGUCCUUCUCCUCGAUGCGUCACGUGACGUCUUCACUUAGGCUCAUUACAACUGAUCUCAGCUCUGGUGUUAGUGUGGCCCCGACAUCUGUUCCUCCCUCUAUCCAUCCAUCUCCCAGUCACUCAAUGCUAGCCUCAACACCAACACCUCAAGGUAGUCUACCAGAAGGUUCAGGCGUAGACUGGAUAGAUACCUUCACUGUUGAACCAACAGACCUUCUCCUACCAGACAUGAACAGCCUGGAGUACUACACCAUCCAGCUGACCAAGGAUGACUCCGAAGAACACAGAGGCACCAAUGUGACCACCACCUCCAGACAUUUCUCCUUGAUGUCCAUCAGCACCACCCACAUCAUGGCCACCAGCACGUUCACUGCGGACCCCCGCCACAUGCUCACAGCCUCCUAUGGAGUGGAGGUCCAGCCUUCUGACAACACUACUUGGAUAAAAGAGUCCUCUGAUAUAUCUGGCUCAGAGCCUCUCAAUACGACCACAGCAGACGCCACAGAGAUGACUUCUCUGAAUUUCUCAGUGCCGUUCCUGGAGCCUUCAGUAGCGCCAACCCCCUCCAUGGACCUCUCAUCCUCCCUGUGGGGUGUCACUGGUCAGGUGUCCUCCGGGGAAUGGAUUAGCCCUGUGGCCACCUCCAGUGUCGGACUGGACAGCAGCUCUGUAUUAGUGUCUGUGCAGCAUAGUGCCAUGGCCUCUGAGACAGACAUUCAGUGGUAUGUCACUCUCGUCACUCCUGUGUUGACCACCUCUGUCGCCUUCACCCCAGUGCCUGGUCAGACAGAAUUACCCCCCGAUGUCACCUCAGACCCCAUAGAGCGAGCCACAAAUGCCACCACCUUUCCCCCGGUGUCAGUCAUGGCUGACCAAGGUAUUGAUACGGAUAGUCCUGUCACAGCGGUGACAAACGUCAGCCAGAGUACACUUAGCACCGUAGACACCCCCUCCACAACUGAUCCUGCCACCACCACUACUACUACCACCACCAUCACCACUAAGGCCUCUACAACCACUGCUCUGGCCACCACCACUACCACCACCCCCUUAAACAUAACAACCACAAAGAGCCCACCUACAACCAUUGGCCGCCAGUACCUCUGUAAUGUCACCAAGCCUGUGUACUUUGUUAAAGUCGGUUUCCCCCCUGGGGCCACUGUUGGAUAUGCCAAAUCCCAAAUCCGAGACGUCCUGAAGACUGAAUUCAAUAAGUCAAUUGAACUGCAGGUUGCUAAGAGCCCUCCGGACUUUGUGUUCCGGGCAGUGUCAGGUCCCGUGGUGUUCACAGCCAUAUCUGUCAUCAACGCCCUGCGCCAGUCAGGCCGACGCUUCCAGCCCAUCUCACACUACUGGAAGGUACCAGACCACCAGUACCAAGUCCACUCAGUGCUGCAGUUUGUGCCCAGCCACGUCGACGUGCGAGUCUGCAACUUCAGCGAGCGCAUUGAGAAAGGCCUUACCAUGGCGUACGCCGAAGUGCGCCGACGCACACAGGAGUCCACCAACUUCACUGUGCACAUUGUGAACAUCACCAUGAAUAAGCCCAGGAGUCAGCAGAGGGAGCCAGUGGACGUGACCUUCGCGGUGCGCGAUGCCGUCGGCUACCUGAAGGGGUCAGAGGUCAGCAACCACCUGAGGCUGCUCAACAUGGUGGAGUUCAGCUACUACCUGGGCUUUCCCGUGCUGCAGAUCGCCGAGCCUUUUCACUACCCAGAGUUGAACACCACCCAGUUGCUUCGCUCGUCUUGGGUUAGAACAGUGAUGCUAGGUGUCCUGGACCAGGGGGUGGACGGGCGGACCUUCCAGGCCAAGAUGGAGCGUCGUGUGGCCCUGCUGCUGGGAGAGGUUCUGAAGGCGGCCAGGCGUACCAAGAGGGCCACCAGCGUGGCCAACCACAGUGUUCAGAUUGUGAGUACGACCAGGCUGGUGGGAGCGGACCACCCUCUGGAUAUGGUGUACUUUGUGGACCAGCUAGGACAGCGGUUGCCUGCCAUCACCACAGCCAACAUGCUGAACAGACUGGAUGUGCAAAGGGCAGCCAUCGUGCUGGGCUACAGAGUACAGGGCAUCCUGGCUACACCUGUGGAGAAGGUGGCAGGGUACCCUCCCCCAGACACGGAGAACACCAGCAUGUGGAUCAUCAUAGGCGUGGUGGUGCCGCUAGGCGUGGUCAUCGUCAUCAUCUCCAUCCUCUACUGGAAGUUGUGUCGCACCGACAAGUUGGAGUUCCAGCCCGACGCCAUGACCACUGUCCAGCAAAGACAGAAGCUCCAGGCUCCCAGUGUGAAGGGCUUUGACUUUGCCAAGCUGCACCUGGGCCAGCACAGUAAGGAUGACAUCAUGGUAAUCCAGGAGCCUGGUGCCCCUGGGCCCCCACCACCCAACUCCAACACCAAGGAGACUGCCGCCACCUCCAAGAACGGUGAGGUCCCCACCCCCAGGUCGAAAGGGACCUCCGUCUCCUCCACCAAGGCGUCCCGCAGCACACGCAGACGAGGAAGGGACAGGAUCUCUCCCUCGGACAGGGACUCCAUGGUGAGCGCUGGGUCCGGUGAUCGUGAGAAGGAGUUAGCCGAGGAGAACCUGAGAGCCUUCGCCAUGCCCAACGACAGCAAGCAGGCCCGCAAGAUCCCAAUCAAUGUUUUAAAUGGCAAGUGUCCAUGGCAACAUUGGAUCACAUCCAUGCUCUCACGUCCUCCUCCCAUGAACGGCCAUGACGAGCAUCUCUCCUCUGCCUCAAUCUUUGAGCAUGUGGACCGCAUGUCGCGCUCGGCCGACGGCACCCGUCGCCUGUCCAAUAAGAUUCAGCUGAUCGCCAUGCAGCCCAUGGCUGUCCCGCCCCAGCACCACAGCCCCACUGUCAACGGUAUUAACGGCAGAGGGCCAGAGACACACAGCAGCUUUAACAAGGAGAUCCAGGUGGCGUUGAGGCAUAAGUCUGAGAUCGAGCACCACCGUAACAAGAUCCGUCUGCGGGCCAAGAGGAAGGGUCACUAUGACUUCCCUGCCAUGGACGACAUGGUAGACAAUGGUCUGACCACUGACCCCAAGGACCAGGACCACAUCUACCACAAGGCCCAGAUGCAGAUCGACAAGAUCCUGGACCCUGACAUCCACAUGCCCUCACUGUUCAUGGAGCCUAAAAAGAGUGGCAGGGGGAGGCGUUCUCCCAAGCAGAAGAAGAAGCACCAGCUGAACGGCAGCCUGACUGACGCAGACAAGGACCGCCUCAUCUCCAACGACAGUGAUGGCACCUACAGGAAAUACCCUGGGGUCAACAACGUGGCCUAUGUGUCGGACCCUGACCAGGCCCCAGAGUCUGGGACCCCCUCCCCCAACGGCGACGUGUACCUGGGCCACAUCUCGCCCCCUCCGGGGCACGCUCCUCCCCCGCCCCCCUACAUGCCCCCCCAGCCCUCCAUCGAGGAGGCCAGGCAGCAGAUGCACUCCCUGCUGGACGAUGCCUUCGCCCUGGUCUCCCCCACCUCCCAGGGCAGCACGGCCGGCAUCACCCUGCCCGGGGUCAACUCCAACCCCCCCAGCUCCAGCCCCCCACCUCGUGGUGGAGCCCGCCCCUGGGGUACUACCUACCCAGCCCUCAGCCCUUUCUCCUCAAGAUACGCUGAGUUAGGAAUGUCCCCUCCUUCACUCCAAGGCUUACAACAGAGACAGGGCCUGGGCUUCAGCUACCCACCAGGUGACCCAGGACAUGUUGACCAGCUCCCCCCAGAGAGCCACUACUCCACCAGGGGCCUGUACACUGAAGACCUGCCCUCGUCUACCAGGCCACGGCCAGUAGGGGGCACCACAGGUAACCAGCUCAAUCACCUGAACCAGGUGGAUCUUGGGAGCCGGAUCAAGGGGGGGUACCCAUUGGGGGGCAGGGCACCUCCAGGUCAGACUGGAGGCUCAGGUUGGGCACCCUACUCUGACGGUGACUUCAGACCCACCAGAGACCCUGUUCUUCUGGGCUACCCUGACUCCUCCUCUAUGUUCCAGAUUCCUAGUAGGAGUGCCCUAAGGGAGCCCUCUGCCCACCUGGACAUCUACCCCCCCGAGGAGUCCUCUCCCCCCAACCACUCCUCAGCCUCCCUCAUCAAGGCCAUCAGGGAGGAGCUGCUGCGCCUCUCCCAGAAACAGCAAGCCGUGCCCAGUUACCACAGCUGAGACAGACGGCCUCCUCUGGUCCUCACUGAACCUCUACUGCUACAUCCACCAGUCAUACCGCUGCCCCUGCCUGCCUGCUCCAACCUAGCAAUGCUUCCCAUGGAAGUUCCUUUGUACAGGAGAGAGACAGUACUGCUGGGCUGCGUCAAGGUGGCUAUUGGCAAACUAGACCAAACUGAAUGAGAUGACAUCAUAUAUGCCACUAGUAGCCUAAGCAUAGAUGGGGUCAUUAUAUGAAUGACCUGUUCUCUAAGCUCUGGCUCUCUGACCCAGACUCCUGUCUCUGACCCAGACUCCUGUCUCUGACCCAGACUGUCCUAUAGCAUACAGUGUACUACAGUAUAAGUGACCCUAGAGGUUUAAGGGAGAAGGUGUGAACUGAAUGGUUGGCCAUGACCACUGAUCCCUGCCCAGUUGUUUUUAAUUUGAGGUGUUGUUGCUUUUGUUCUUUUUAAACAGCAGUCUAGACUGUGUGUGUGUGAUGAUGAUGAUAAUAAAUGUAAAUGUAAAUGUAAA
Messenger RNA from Salvelinus namaycush (lake trout), 6027 nucleotides. Its product is annotated as UPF0606 protein KIAA1549-like. The record is from RefSeq and is a predicted model, not a curated record. The transcript has 20 exons. Lineage: Eukaryota; Metazoa; Chordata; Actinopteri; Salmoniformes; Salmonidae. The coding region runs from base 4 to 5511 and encodes 1835 amino acids.